Messenger RNA from Aspergillus ruber CBS 135680, 432 nucleotides. Its product is annotated as S24/S26 family peptidase. The transcript is spliced from 2 exons. Gene Ontology annotation, molecular function: serine-type endopeptidase activity. The record is from RefSeq and is a predicted model, not a curated record. Gene Ontology annotation, cellular component: signal peptidase complex; membrane. The coding region runs from base 1 to 432 and encodes 143 amino acids. NCBI's taxonomy places the organism in Eukaryota, Fungi, Ascomycota, Eurotiomycetes, Eurotiales, Aspergillaceae.
AUGCUCUGGAAACUCCUCUGCCUGGUAACAGGGUCCUCAAUCCCGAUAAUGGUGGUAAUAUCGGAGUCCAUGGCACCCGCGUUCCACCGCGGCGAUAUCAUUUUUCUCUGGAACCGGUCGAAACUCGUGAAUGUGGGGGAUAUCCCGGUUGUUUGGUUUAGGAGUCAGCCGUUGCCGAUGGUGCAUCGCGCGGUGCAGGUUUUUGGGGAGGGUGUUGUGCAACAUAUUUUGACGAAAGGAGAUAAUAACUACAUCGAUGAUGUUGGGUUGUAUCCUCCCGGACGGUCGUGGGUGCGGAGGGAUGAGGUUGUCGGUAUUGUUAAGGGGUAUUUGCCGUCGUUGGGGUGGUUGACUAUUGCUGCGAACGAAAUGCCUUGGUUACGGGGGAUGGGAAUUGUUUUUGCUUGUCUUAUAGGGAUGGUUUCAAAUUAA